AUGCUGCAGCGUGGUCAGCCCCUCAGAGGCCUAGGGUCCAGGGAUCAGCCCCUCAGAGGCCUAGGGUCCAGGGAUCAGCCCCUCAGAGGCCUGGGGUCCAGGGGGCAGCCCCUCAGAGGCCUGGGGUCCAGGGAUCAGCCCCUCAGAGGCCUGGGGUCCAGGGAGCAGCCCCUCAGAGGCCUGGGGUCCAGGGGGCAGCCCCUCAGAGGCCUGGGGUCCAGGGAUCAGCCCCUCAGAGGCCUGGGGUCCAGGGAUCAGCCCCUCAGAGGCCUGGGGUCCAGGGAUCAGCCCCUCAGAGGCCUGGGGUCCAGGGAUCAGCCCCUCAGAGGCCUGGGGUCCAGGGAUCAGCCCCUCAGAGGCCUGGGGUCCAGGGGGCAGCCCCUCAGAGGCCUGGGGUCCAGGAGCAGCCCCUCAGAGGCCUGGGGUCCAGGGAUCAGCCCCUCAGAGGCCUGGGGUCCAGGGGGCAGCCCCUCAGAGGCCUGGGGUCCAGGGGGCAGCCCCUCAGAGGCCUGGGGUCAGUGGGCAGCCCCUCAGAGGCCUGGGGUCCAGGGAUCAGCCCCUCAGAGGCCUGGGGUCCAGGGGCAGCCCUCAGAGGCCUGGGGUCCAGGGAUCAGCCCCUCAGAGGCCUGGGGUCCAGGGAUCAGCCCCUCAGAGGCCUGGGGUCCAGGGAUCAGCCCCUCAGAGGCCUGGGGUCCAGGGAUCAGCCCCUCAGAGGCCUGGGGUCCAGGGGGCAGCCCCUCAGAGGCCUGGGGUCCAGGGGGCAGCCCCUCAGAGGCCUGGGGUCCAGGGAUCAGCCCCUCAGAGGCCUGGGGUCCAGGGGCAGCCCCUCAGAGGCCUGGGGUACAGGGGGCAGCCCUCAGAGGCCUGGGGUCCAGGGGGCAGCCCCUCAGAGGCCUGGGGUCCAGUGGGCAGCCCCUCAGAGGCCUGGGGUCCAGGGAUCAGCCCCUCAGAGGCCUGGGGUCCAGGGGGCAGCCCCUCAGAGGCCUGGGGUCCAGGGAUCAGCCCCUCAGAGGCCUGGGGUCCAGGGAUCAGCCCCUCAGAGGCCUGGGGUCCAGGGAUCAGCCCCCUCAGAGGCCUGGGGGUCCAGGGAUCAGCCCCCUCAGAGGCCUGGGGGUCCAGGGGGCAGCCCCUCAGAGGCCUGGGGUCCAGGGGCUAGCCCCUCAGAGGCCUGGGGUCCAGGGAUCAGCCCCCUCAGAGGCCUGGGGUCCAGGGGCAGCCCCUCAGAGGCCUGGGGUACAGGGGGCAGCCCCUCAGAGGCCUGGGGUCCAGGGAUCAGCCCCUCAGAGGCCUGGGGUCCAGGGAUCAGCCCCUCAGAGGCCUGGGGUCCAGGGAUCAGCCCCUCAGAGGCCUGGGGUACAGGGAUCCCAGCCCCUCAGAGGCCUGGGGUCCAGGGGGCAGCCCCACAGAGGCCUGGGGUCCAGGAGCAGCCCCUCAGAGGCCUGGGGUCCAGGGAUCAGCCCUCAGAGGCCUGGGGUCCAGGAAUCAGCCCCUCAGAGGCCUGGGGUCAGGGGCAGCCCCCUCAGAGGCCUGGGGUCCAGGGAUCGGCCCCUCAGAGGCCUGGGGUCCAGGGGGCAGCCCCUCAGAGGCCUGGGGUACAGGGGGCAGCCCCUCAGAGGCCUGGGGUCCAGGGAUCAGCCCCUCAGAGGCCUGGGGUACAGGGAUCAGCCCCUCAGAGGCCUGGGGUCCAGGGGCAGCCCUCAGAGGCCUGGGGUCCAGGGGCAGCCCCUCAGAGGCCUGGGGUCCAGGGAUCAGCCCUCAGAGGCCUGGGGUCCAGGGAUCAGCCCCUCAGAGGCCUGGGGUCCAGGGAUCAGCCCCUCAGAGGCCUGGGGUCCAGGGGGCAGCCCCUCAGAGGCCUGGGGUACAGGGGGCAGCCCCUCAGAGGCCUGGG
This is a messenger RNA of Coregonus clupeaformis (lake whitefish), 1888 nucleotides long. RefSeq names its product collagen alpha-1(III) chain-like. NCBI's taxonomy places the organism in Eukaryota, Metazoa, Chordata, Actinopteri, Salmoniformes, Salmonidae. The annotation marks the transcript as partial. The transcript has a single exon. The record is from RefSeq and is a predicted model, not a curated record.